Pipistrellus nathusii (Nathusius's pipistrelle) is the source of this 1518-nucleotide messenger RNA. The record is from the annotation of a GenBank genome assembly. Lineage: Eukaryota; Metazoa; Chordata; Mammalia; Chiroptera; Vespertilionidae.
AUGGCCGCAGGGGCGCUGCUGCUGCUGCUGCUGGGGGCUCUGGGGGCGCCGUUCGCCCCGGGCGCCCGCGGCUCGGAGGCAGAGGGCCGGCUCCGGGAGAAACUUUUCUCGGGCUACGACAGCUCGGUGCGGCCGGCGCGGGAGCUCGGGGAGCGCGUCGGGGUCAGCGUCGGCCUCCGGCUGGCGCAGCUCAUCAGCCUGAACGAGAAGGACGAGGAGAUGACCACAAAGGUGUACUUAGACCUGGAGUGGAAGGACUACAGGCUGAGCUGGGACCCCGCCGACUACGAAGGCAUCGAUUUGCUCCGCAUCACCGCUGCAUCCGUGUGGCUCCCGGACGUGGUGCUGCUGAACAACAACGACGGGAAUUUUGGCGUCGCGCUGGACAUUAACGUCGUGGUGGCCUCUGAUGGCUCCGUGCGCUGGCAGCCCCCUGGCAACUACCGCAGCAGCUGCAGCAUCCAGGUCACCUACUUUCCCUUUGACUGGCAGAACUGCACCAUGGUAUUCCGUUCCUAUAGCUACGACAGCUCCGAGGUCAGCCUGCACACUGGCGCAGGUCCAGAUGGGCAGGACCGGCAGGAAGUGUACAUUCAUGAAGGGACCUUCAUAGAGAAUAGCCAAUGGGAGAUCAUCCACAAGCCCUCUCGGCUCAUCCAGCCUCCAGUGGAUCCCAGGGGGUCGGGGGAAGGACAGCAUGAAGAAGUCACCUUCUACCUCAUCAUUCGCCGGAAGCCUCUCUUCUACCUGGUCAAUGUCAUUGCGCCCUGCAUCCUCAUUACUCUCCUGGCCAUCUUCGUCUUCUACCUGCCGCCAGACGCAGGAGAGAAGAUGGGGCUCUCAAUCUUUGCCCUGCUGACUCUUACUGUGUUCCUGCUGCUGCUGGCAGACAAAGUGCCUGAGACCUCGCUGGCUGUCCCCAUCAUUAUUAAGUACCUCAUGUUUACCAUGGUCCUCGUCACCUUCUCAGUCAUCCUUAGCGUUGUUGUUCUUAACCUGCACCAUCGCUCACCUCACACCCACCAGAUGCCCCUUUGGGUCCGUCAGAUCUUUAUCCACAAGCUCCCUCUGUACCUGGGACUGAAGAGGCCCAAAUCUGAGAGAGACCAGAAGCCGGAGCCACCUCCUGUAGCCCUCAGGGAGCCUCCGGGAAGUGGCUGGGGUCGGGGAACAGAUGAAUACUUCAUCCGGAAGCCACCGAAUGAUUUUCUCUUCCCCAAACCCAACAGGUUCCAGCCUGAAUUGUCUGCCCUGGAUCUACGGCGAUUUAUCGAUGGCCCCAGCCGGGCCGCGGGCCUGCCCGCCGAGUUGCGGGAGGUCGUCUCCUCCAUCAGUUACAUCGCCCGGCAGCUGCAGGAGCAGGAGGACCACGACGCGUUGAAGGAAGACUGGCAGUUUGUGGCCAUGGUAGUGGACCGCCUCUUCCUGUGGACCUUCAUCAUCUGCACGAGUGUCGGGACCCUCGUCAUCUUCCUGGACGCCACAUACCACUUGCCCCCGCCCGACCCCUUUCCUUAG